Messenger RNA from Betta splendens (Siamese fighting fish), 1476 nucleotides. RefSeq lists its product as uncharacterized. NCBI's taxonomy places the organism in Eukaryota, Metazoa, Chordata, Actinopteri, Anabantiformes, Osphronemidae. The transcript has 4 exons. The coding region runs from base 158 to 964 and encodes 268 amino acids. The record is from RefSeq and is a predicted model, not a curated record.
GAUCUAUGAGCUCAGUAAAUAUUCUCUGUUUUCAGACCAUUGGUAUUUCUUCACAUGCCACCUGUAUGAGUAUCCUUUUAUUGGAAAGAACAAGACCUGGGAUGAAGCUCAAAAGUACUGUAGAGAGAACUAUGCAGACCUGGCCACAGUGUCUGACAUGACAGACAUGAGGAGACUCUGUAGCUCUACAGAGAAUCAGGAUGAAGCCUGGAUUGGUCUGCACAGCUACCCAGGAAGAGAGAACAGGAAGUGGUACUGGUCUCUGCCAGGACUGGAGUUUAACAACAGUACUGCAAGAUGGGCGAGUGGAGAACCCAAUGAUGGAGGACCAAAUUUUCCAAUUGAGAACUGUGGAGUGAUGAUAAAAAGACAAUGGCAUGAUUAUCCUUGUAAUGGUUUACAUACAUUUAUCUGCUCUAACGAAACAAAACAAUCCAACACCACAUUUCAUUAUAUUGAUACACCAAUGACUUGGCCUCAGGCUCAGAAUCACUGUAGACAACAUUACACAGACCUGGUCAGUGGACUGGACCAGUUGGAUGAUCCAACCGUUGUAUCUCAAAGCUAUGUGUGGAUCGGUCUGUUCAGAGACACGUGGAGGUGGUCAGAUGGGAGUAACUCCUCCCUCAGAAACUGGCAAAGUCUUGGAGAUUUGGUUGAUGGACAAAGUAACAAGACAUGUGCUACUGUGUUAAACACAGCAGGAACAUGGAGCUACGACUAUUGUGAUACACAAAAACCCUUCUACUGCUACGAAGCAAAUCCAAAGAGGAAAUAUGUGGUGAGAGUGAAACUGGCUGCUGACCCCUCUGUGAACAUGACAGACCCUGCUGUGACUGAGUCCAUGUUAAAACAGAUGGAAGCAAGGUUAAAAGAAAAAGGUUUAUCUGUGAAGCUGAGCUGGAGGAAACUCCCUAUCAAACUAAACAUAGAAGCACAAGAAUCCAAGCAGGGCUGUACAUAGUUCUGUAAUAAGUUGUACUAUAAAGGUGGUUCAUAGUUUUCUUUCGUCACCCCCUACAUUGGAUGCAGUUUCAAAAUAUAGUAGUUGUACUGCAUAGAGGUGUGACCUUGUUUUUGUGCUAAUUGGGAGUGGAAGUGUCACCCUCCUUUACUGUAUUUGUAGUCUAAUGUUGUGUACAGCCACAUGUCACUCAUGUAGUUUGUUGCUUUGUAUAUUUAGCAGUAGCAAAGGAGGCAACUAAGCUAAUUCAUUAAAGCUGAGUUUAGGAUGUGCCACAAGUCCUCUUCCUGUUUUUAAUGUCCACCAAAGUGAGUUUAGUUUCAGGCUCUGUCUAGUUCGUAAUUGAUUGUAACACAUGAAGAAAAAAACAACCUUCUCAGCAACAAGUUGAAGCUGCUGUACAAGGGCUUCUGAAUGUUGAGACACUGACACUUCAAGGAUUUCAGACACUGUGUUCCUGAUCAUGGACCAGGUCUAUAAGAGGGUUUUGUAGUAAAAGAUGCCAAAUAAAA